GAGUCGUGUUUCUUAUGUACCAAAAUUAAUGUAAAGGUCACUAUAUUUUGCAAAGGGAAUCUAUUUUUCUUCGGUCGCUAAAUGGCUCGUUUGUUAAUUCAAUGAUAAUCAAAUCAGUGUCUUGUGCAGUCAAGUUCUUCCGGGCUUUAUAAUAGAAAUAAUUUAUUUCAUUUUUUUCCGCCCCCACCCCCUCCCCCAGCCGUUGUUGUAAUCAAGUAGGCCCUAUAGCCUUCUUUUGGUUUCUCAUCACCACGGCAUCGAUUUCCUUAUAGGCUUUAUCUUCCAUGUUAAUAGACAACAAAAAAAUCGGAUAUCAAUGAGUGCAUGAUGGGGAAAUAAAACUAUGGCCUAUAUAUAUAUAUACUUCCAAUUAUCUUGGCCAUUCGUGACUAUAGUAAGGAAUUAGUCAUUUCACGUCAAGCCUUUAUUUUUGGAGAAAAACAACACUUCUUUAAUUCAUAACGUUGACCAAGCGCGAUUGCGUGUAAUAAAAGACCUUCAGCCUUAUGCUAUAUAGGAAAAAGUAUUAAUUUGCAUUCAUGGUGCAAACAGCGGGAGGGGGGUGAUUUCUCGCCACCGCGCGCCCCCGCCCCUAUAAGAAGAUCGAGGUAAUCAGGAGAUUCUGUGGUUCCCGCAGGAGAGAAAAAAUGAGGAGCAAUAACUGAUGGCGCAUCGGACAUUUUUUUAAAAUCAAGAGCGAGAGAAGCGAGCAAACCAUGAGAAAAUAUUUUUUUAUGGUGACGUAUAAUGGCCUGGGCGUAAUCUAAAAAAGUUGAAAAAAAUGUUUCGCAUUUUCUCUCUUUUUUUUCUUGGUCGCGGAACCCCACCCCACACCAUCUAAAGAUCUACGCCAGUGCUUUGGAAUCACCCCCCCCCCCCCAUUCUCAGUCAGCCGGAGUAAUUAUGCCAAAUGUUCAGAAUCACGAUUUGCUUAUAUGAAAGUACCAUACAAUAUUUGUCAUUUAUUUUCGUGUGCUUGUUUCGUGCGUGUGCACAUUGGUUAGUAAUGGUACCGUUUUAAAACUUAUCAGCUAAAAUCGCAACGAUACGCGGCCAUGUACGUCUAGCUAGCCUACAUGAUGUACGUACGUAUUGCACGCGUGUGCGUGCGUUUAGCAAAAAAGUAAAACAAGAAAAAAAGGGAACUCAUCUCAGUCGUGGUCUCUCUCUACAAAAUGCCCUAAAAAGCAAGAACUUCAUCGAUUUGAGUCCCGAUUCUACCCAUUAAAGUGAAAGACCCAAGCGCCAUGUCGAAACGUAAGAAACCAAGCAGAGCAGUGAUAAAUUCAGACAGUUCUGCAUCGGAAAAUGAAUCGGAUCUGGAAGAGGAACUGCUUACUUUAGCCAAAAGGAAAAAGGUGGAGCCAGAGUCGGCCAAGGAAUCAACUUCGCAAAAGAGCAAUUCUGAGUCUGAGACAUCAGAAAGUGAUGAUGAUUGGACAUUGGGUGGCAACAAAAAGAAAUCCAGGAUCAAGAAGAACCCAAAGAAGAAGGUGGCUCGGUCAGCAUCUGAUGGAUCUGGGGUCAUCAGUGACUCUGACAAGUCUUCACUUGAAGAAGGAGAAGUGUCUGAUUCCGAGAGUGACGAUUCCGAUUCUGGUUCUGAUGAUGAGAAGUUCUUUGAUGGGUACGAUGAGAACUUCAUCGGGGAUGAGGAGGAUAGGGCGAUGCUGGAGAAGAUGACAGAGAAGGAAAGAGAACAAGUCAUCUACAACAGAUCAGAGAAGAGAGAUGCCCUAAGGACAAGGUAUGAAAUUGAAAGAAAGCUCAAGAAAGAGAAGAAGGAGCGCAAGAAGCAGAAGCGUGAGGAAAUGAUGAAACAAGCUGCCAGUGCACCGUCGGCUGCCGCUGCUGCUGCCGCACCCACUCCAAACAGUGCUGUCAACGUCUACAACAGCUCCAGAGAAAACCGUAGCAAGGAAAGGAGACAGACCAUUGAAACUAAGUAUGACAAGAAAGCAAGAGCUAUAGAGGAUCUCAAAGCCCUCAGGGAAAAAAAGAAGAAAUCAGUUGAGAAUGCACCCUCAAGGAAGGAACUCCUGAAAGCCAGUGAUGUGUACACAGACGAUGAAGACGACGAUGAUGACGAUGACGAGGAAGAUGAUGAUGAGGAGAGGAAGGAAGAUCCAAGAUCGUCCGAUCCAAGCGAUGCUUCUUCUGAAGCUUCAGACUCGGAUAGAGAUGAUGACGAUGAUGAGCAGAUGACCAUGUAUGUUUCUACCAAGGAGGAAUUGAACAGGAUCAGAUUAACAAGGAAUAAAAUGGAAAAGUGGGUUCAUAUGCCCUUUUUUCCCCACACAACGAUUGGCUGCUUUGUACGUAUUGGCAUUGGACAGAAUAACGGCAGGCCUGUUUAUAGAGUGGCAGAAAUAAUUGAUGUAGUAGAAACAGCCAAGGUAUACCCUCUUGGAAGCACACGUACAAACAAAGGUCUCAGACUGAAAUAUGCUUCACAAGAACGUGUCUUCAGAUUGGAAUUUGUCUCAAAUCAGGAUUUCACAGAUACAGAGUUCAAGAGAUGGCAUGAAGAUAUGAUCAAUGGAGAUUAUGACCUGCCCACCAUCAACGAUGUGGAGAACAAAGAAGCAAUAAUCAAGAGGGCGCUCAACUACAAAUACAAAGAAGAAGACAUUGAAAAGAUUGUUCAUGAAAAGGAAAGAUUCAGGAAAAACCCAAGGAACUAUGCAAUGAAAAAGACAGAGCUGAGGAAAGCGAGGGACCAAGCAUUAAUAGAAGGAGACGAAGACAGGGCCAAAGGUUUAUCUCAGAAGCUGACAGACCUGGAAGAGAGGGCUCAGGAACUGGACAGGAUCAGAAACCGUGAAGUCAAUGCAAUCACGUACAUCAAUCAGAGGAACAGAAAUAGGAAUAUUGCAGAGUCCGAGGUGGCCAUGAAAGAAGAAAUCAAAGAGAUUGAAAACGCCCCACCGGAUCCCUUCACACGCAGGCAUUGUAGACCACAGCUAGUGACAAAGGCGCGUGAAGACACGGCAGAUAUUCUCAAGAGACUGGAAGAAGAGAGGCUUAUGCAGGAGAAGGCCGAAAAGGAAAAGAGAGAACAAGAGGAGAUGAAGAAAAGAAGGGAAGAAGAUAUCAUUGCCUCACUGACCCAGGAAGCAGUCCCGGCAAAGGUCGCAGAUAGGAAGGUAUCCGAGGAUCUCUUCCAGGCCCAUGACUUUGACAUUAAAAUUGACCUCGAUGUUUCUAUACCAGAAUCCCGACCCAUCUCUGCCGUCAAUUCGGAGAGAGACCCUCAAGGUGCUCCUCGGAGGUCCCUCAACCUGGACGAGUACAAGAAGAUGAGAGGACUGAUCUAACUCCACCUUAACCAUCCAUGGGGAGUGGUUUCAUGAAGCAUCUGGUCAGUGCUUUUCACUGACAAAUGUGCUCUCAGCCAAUCAGAUGCUAGGAUUUCAGUAGCUUAUAACACUUGUCAGUGAAGUUUCAUGAAGGAUCUUAAUAUCUAUCAGUGCUUUUCACUGGUAAAUGUGCUCUGAGCCAAUCAGAUGCCAGGAUCUCAGUAGCUUGUAACAAUAGUUAGUGAAGAUCACUGACCGUUUGUUUCAUGAAAUGCUUCCUGCAGACCUUCACCAAGGACUCUUUGACCCGUGUUCUACACAACAGGGACCACAUGGCCGGAACUGAAUGCGAUAAGCUUGCUUCACCCGGUCGCCAUCCAUGAGAGAUAAUAGACUCUUGUUAUACAUAUAGUGGUGCAUCGAAGGAGGGGGAUACUUGGCAAAAUGCUGACAACUUGGGUUAAAGAAUCAUCCUUCGGAACGCGAGAUUGAUAUCAGAGGAUUAAAGCAACUGCAAAUUGGAAACAGUCACCAAUACAUCCAGAUUCUUGUUGGUGCCCUGUGCGUGCUUUUGGUGUAUUUAGAAAGAAUUUCCUCCAUACCAAGUGGGUUAUGUAUUAUGGUUUUCGCGUUCGGACAGUCGUAACAUGUACUGUCGAAACGAAAGGAAUUUUGUGAAUUACUUCGUCCCUGUAUGUUUGUGCUGUGUGUUAGAACUGCUCAAAACUGAGUCAAGCAGCUGGACUUUACAAAUCUUUUGAGCUUGUAAAUCAUUUACUGGUAAAUGAUUGAAAUUAAGAAGAAGAUUAGUCUUGCAUUUCAUUCGUCUGGUUCCCGUUAACACUUAUCUUUAGGCAUGUGUGCAAGGAAUCUCUCUAAGCAAUAGACAAGAGCAUGUUCUGUUUACCUAAUCUACCACUUUGUUGAAAUUUUAAUUUCAGACAAUACCAGGGUUAUUUUGACAUCAGUUUUCACAAUGUUUGCUAUAUUUUUCAUGUAUUUUAUCUUCAUUGCCAGAUAAAACCUCAAGAAUUUGUCACUUAAAUUUAUUUUCUUUUCCAAUGUUAUUUCAGAGGAAAUGUUUGAAUAUUCUUUCUGAAUGGAAAUUUUUCAUUUUCAUCCAUUAUAACUAGCAAUCUAUUUCUGUAUGUUCAAAUAUUUUAGCUCAUUUUGGAUUUUUAUAUUUGAUUCUUGGAUUUAUACCAAAAGGGUUUGUUGUUAGUAUGUGUUUAAUGAGCAGCUUCUUCAGUUUCGAGAAGGAAUACAUUGAUACAAUAUUGACAGCCUCAAUUGAUUUUGACACUUUUGAAAAAUACAAGUAUUCAUGAUAAUGGACAUCUGUGCAUAUUUGGUCUAUGAUUUAUUUCAAAGUUAAAUUCUUAAAGGAUUGAUACGGACAACAAAACUCGAACACAAAGCUCAGAACCAUUUUAUGUACAAAACCAAGAUGAGGCGUAAAAGAUUAUCACAAAUGUAGGAGAUUGACUUGGGGUCGGUCCUCUGUCUCCACAAGGCUGUUAACCAAUCAAACUCUUUAAUAAGUUAGUGCAAAUUCAUAUAUGUCUUCAGUUGCGUGGAUAUAGGCCAUGGCAUCGUAACGGCAUAAUUAAGAUAUCAAGACUCUGCAAGAACUAAGGAUAAUAUCACCAUGUCUUACAUGGCUUUAUAGACCACAAUUUUAAAUGUACAUUAAAAAAAUUUUAAUGUACAUGGACAGUUUAUUUCUGAUCUUGUGAUUUGGAUAUAAAAAAAUUUACUGGAGUUAUUACAUUGAACAUAACAAAUGCUUCUGAUGCAAAAUUUGUCGUUUUUUUUUUUGUAGAGAUACGUAAGAUAUACUUCUGUUUCCUGAAACUUUAUUGCACUACAGACAGUACUGCAAUAUAUAACCACUCAUAAAUCUGACACAAACUUGCAGCCAAAAUUUGUGAUACUUCAGUAUGUAUAAUGAGAGUAUUUGUACUAAGAAACCCUGCAACAAAACAUCGACAAUUAGACAGAUAUGAUCACUUCGUAGAAAAUUGCUUUCCACUGAUAUUUUUUCUAGGAAUAUUCUCCCUGACUGGUAAUGAAAGUGUUGAAGCUUAUAAACUAUGCUAUUUAGUUACCUUUUCCCCACACAAGAUUAGGAGGAAUUCAAUAUGCACUUUUGUUCAACAUAAUCCUUUGAAUGUUUUAUUCGCUGUGCCAUUGCAUCCUGAAAUUCCCACAGGAGAUGGCCAAUUUCGCAAUUAAAAUAUAAGUAUAUAUAUGUUCAAAGAACUAUUAUUCACUAAUUUAUCAUCAGUGUAAUCUUGAAUCAGAUAUCCUGUUUGAUGUUAAAAUAUAAAAUAGGCAAAUAUAGAGGUGACUUAAGUGGUAAUGCCAUGUUCCCCCUGAAGGUGAUUAAUUUGCUGAAAAUGUUUUUGUUUCUUGUAAAGAAUUUGACAAAUUGGGCAUUGUCAUAAGUUAUACAUAACUAUUGCAAACAUGACACAUCCCGCAACCUCAAAAUGCUGCAUUUCUCUAAAUGCUCAGAUUAAUGGCACUAUGAGAAAUUUUCAUUGAUACGGAAAUUCAAAGUGUCCCAAGUUCAUUUUCUAUCAUAAACAUACAUAAUCCCAGUGGGAUAUAUGCAUGCAAUGAACUGUAAAGUAAUUUUUCUUUUAUUUGACAUGUAAGGGCCAGUAUCUUAACAAGCCGUUGUUUCAUGUGUAUCUGCUCAGCAUGCUAAAUAGGGUGUGAGAUUACUUUUAAUUUUGGCCAUAUUUGUCAUUGAAAUCAUCAGAAUAAAGGCUCAAGUAAACAUCUAAAGCUUCCAAAGCCAAAGCUAUGUCGGGAAUAGUUGGGAUGAUUUCAAUCAUGAAAAUGCCCCGAAUUGAAAAUUCAAACUAGCUUUGCAUGUGGACAUGUGCAUCAAGAGAAUAGGCCAUUGCUUGACCCUUCUUGUUCCAAUCUGCUGUUUUCAUUUGUUUAUAUUUGAUGGCCAUUUAAUACUAUGUUGAAACUUGAAUGGAAGUUUUCUAGUCUGGAAAUUUUUGUUUGAAGAUUACCGUCCAAAAUGGAUAUCAUUUGAGAAUUAGUUUGUACAUUUUGUAAAGAUAAGUGUUGUUUGUUCCAUUUUUUAACAGCACGAUUCAAGUUUAUUAAUUAUUCUCAGCAUGUGGAAAUUAACAUCUAAAGUAUACAAUGAUGUGAUGGAAGGAACUUUUAUUUCUCAAGUAUGAACAAUAGCCUUAUGUGAGUUUACCCCCAACGAACUGCAGUGUUGACGCCCUUUACGUUCGUCGGUCUACCCGAUGUAAGAUUGCAGUUAAGAACUGUAAAUUUUAAAAAAGUCACAGCAUUUUAUUCAAAUCUGGAAUCGUUAUUGAUAUGGUAAAGUAUAUGACAUAUCAUUAGUCCUCUUAUUAUUUGCGUAGCUACAUGAAUUAUCAGAUAUUUUGAUAUUCUGCUUGAGAAAGUAUAAACCACCUCAACUUCUAAUGGUAUGUGUAAGAUAUUCAAUGAUACAAGGGGAAACACCCAUGCAUCUAGCAAAAAAAAAGGAUACUUGAGAUUUCUUACAUCAGCCCAUGUCUUGCAUACUGCCCAUGUUAUCGAUACUGGUCACUUUCAUAUAUGAAUGCAAGAAUUUUGAAAUGCUGCGACUUCCUCAUCAUACAUCGAAGAUUGAUGACAGUUUAAUUGUAUGAUACCGACUAUAAAGAUUUGACUCAAACUGAUUUUAAGGGUUGACUUGGACUUUUGAUCUAUCUUCAUAUUUGAUUUUGAUACAAGCUUUGUUUGGGACAUUUCAGUGUGCAAAGAAUGUGAUGAGUGUGGUAUACCCUGUAUAUGUAUCAGUGAAGGUCAUAGAAAGUGUACUGUACAUACAUUUGUAGAAAUAAACCACUGUUUUUAUAUGAAUACCUGUAUAA
Lytechinus pictus (painted urchin) is the source of this 7198-nucleotide messenger RNA. Its product is annotated as RNA polymerase-associated protein RTF1 homolog. Gene Ontology annotation, molecular function: DNA binding; RNA polymerase II C-terminal domain phosphoserine binding. The transcript has 17 exons. The record is from RefSeq and is a predicted model, not a curated record. The coding region runs from base 1248 to 3317 and encodes 689 amino acids. Gene Ontology annotation, cellular component: Cdc73/Paf1 complex. Lineage: Eukaryota; Metazoa; Echinodermata; Echinoidea; Temnopleuroida; Toxopneustidae.